AUGGGAAUUGUACUUGGCCGUCACGUGCGAAACAACUCGUUAGAGUCUGAGACAUUGAGAUGGUAUGUGAUAACAGAUGAAGAUGUAAGCAAGACGUUGAUUCCAGUGUUACGGGAAGGCACGCAGGUUAACAACACUGUGAGCUUUCAGCGACGAGGAAUAUGGCAAGGUCCAGAUACGGAUGAAAAAUUGACCCAGCAUGACCUGAUCUUCCCUGAGCUGAGUCAGCUUUACGCCGACUUCCAAGGUCGUGAACUGGUGGUUUCUGUGAUUAACAACUGGCCCUUCUUUGGCGUGAAGUACCUUGCUGACGGGACGCCUGUGGCUGACUUGGGUCUGGAUGUCAGCGUCCUGCAAGCUCUCAGUCGCGCGCUGAAUUUCACAUACCGCCUCACGGAGCCCGAGGACCGCCAGUGGGGGGGCCCGCAGCCCGACGGGUCCGUGACCGGCAUGAUCGGGCAGGUGGCGCGGCACGAGGCACACCUGGCCAUCAAUGAGAUUACUAUCACAGGGACACGCGAAGUUGUCGUGGACUUCACGCAGCCUUACUUCACCGAAUCCACGACACUCGUGUCGCGCGCUCCGGCUGAGAAAAACAGAGCCUUCGCCAUCUUCUCUCCUUUUACGCCCCUGACGUGGAGUCUCGUAGCUCUCAGCACAGUAACGAUGGGUGUUCUAGUGUGGGCCAUGUCCUCUUUCUCCACCUCCUCCUUCAUCUCUAAAGUCUUCCUCGAAACUCCUCCUCCUUCCUCAACUAGCACCUCUUCUUCAUUUGGACUGUGGCAGGACUCAACCUUCAGUGCUUACCGGGCGUUGGUGCGGCAGGGAAGCGUCGUGGCCCCUUCAAGCGCCUUUUCGCUCCGCCUCCUGCUCGCUAUUUGGUAUAUUUUCUGCUAUGUUAUCUACGGGAAUAAGUGUGACAGAGCCAUGUACUCGGGGACCCUCACCGCCUUCCUCGCCCGGCCCUCCUUUGAAAGGCCCAUUGACUCCCUAACGGACCUCAUAAGGGCUAGUAAGGACGGCUUCAUCCCCGUCUUCCUCGCCGGCAGUAGUAACGAGUUCAUCUUCAGGGAAGCGACCCAAGGACUUUUCAAGGAGGUGUGGGAGGCCAGAGACCCUGCGAGAAGCCUGUCUCCUACCAUCGACGGCGGAAUGGACGGGGUGCUGUCUGAUAAGCGUGUGUUUAUCAACGCAAAACUAAGUUCCGUCAUCCGUGCCGCAGUGAGAGGCAGCCACCGCUUCUACCAGGCCACCCAAACCAUCUACCCUCAAGGUUAUGGCGUCGUCUGCCGGUCUGGGGCACCGUACAAGACCAAAUUUGAGACUGUGUAA
Messenger RNA from Penaeus indicus, 1332 nucleotides. RefSeq names its product glutamate receptor ionotropic, delta-1-like. The record is from RefSeq and is a predicted model, not a curated record. The transcript has 11 exons. Gene Ontology annotation, molecular function: ligand-gated monoatomic ion channel activity. Lineage: Eukaryota; Metazoa; Arthropoda; Malacostraca; Decapoda; Penaeidae. The coding region runs from base 1 to 1332 and encodes 443 amino acids. Gene Ontology annotation, cellular component: membrane.